Messenger RNA from Microthlaspi erraticum, 882 nucleotides. The record is from the annotation of a GenBank genome assembly. NCBI's taxonomy places the organism in Eukaryota, Viridiplantae, Streptophyta, Magnoliopsida, Brassicales, Brassicaceae.
AUGGGAUUACUCUCCAACAAGAUCUCCAGAGAUGAUCUCAAGCCAGGAGAUCACAUCUAUUCAUGGCGUUCUUACAUCUACUCCCAUCACGGAAUAUAUAUAGGCGAUGGGAAAGUCAUCCAUUUCACUCGUGGAGGUGGUCUAGAAAUCGGAACCGGAACUUUUCUGGACAAUAUCAUUGUUAGUUCUGUUCCAAAUCAUGGAGGUGACAAUCCUUGUUCUAACUGUGGAGAUCAAUCUAAUCUCGAUGGUGUGAUCACUUCUUGUCUAGACUGUUUUCUCUCCGGAGGAAAUCUCUAUCUCUUCGAGUACAAUGUCUCAAAGGCUAUCUUUCUCGCCAAACACAGAGGCGGUACAUGCACAACAGCACCUUCAGAUCCUUCUGAAGAAGUCAUUUCCCGUGCGAAGUUCCUCUUGGCUAGAAACGGGUUUGGUCACUACGAUCUCUUAGAGAACAACUGUGAAGAUUUUGCUAUCUACUGCAAAACUGGCUUGCUUGUGUUAUCGAUCACAAAGUUGGGGACUAGCGGACAAGUGAAUUCGUUUUGUGCAGCUGGUGGUGUUGUUUCUUUGACGCUUAAGGUUUUAGGUGUUGGGAAAAGCGGUGGUCAAGCAGCUUCUGUGGCCGCGUCUCAAGCUUCGAUGGUUUCUGCUGCAAGCAAUGUUCUUUCUUCGACGAUUGGAUGUGUAGCUACAGGUGUUGGUGCUUUGGCUUUGACGGGGUAUGGUAAUUACUGCAUUGGUCGUUUUGUUUACGACGUCGGUGUCAGAAAAGAUGUUCGCAAGGUCCCUGUGGAAGAGCUUGUUGUCAUUGUAGAAGCCAUGAAAGGCGGCAAAUUGGACAACAUCAACAACAACACCAACAUUUGUAAAACUGCUUAA